AUGGCGUCUGACGAGGCGAAGCCCGUGCUCAUGAAGGAGGAGAGGGCGGCCAAGAAGCUGGCCAAGAAGGCAGCCAAGCUCGAGGCCGAGGCCGCGGACGUCAAGAAGGAGAAGAAGGUCAAGAAGGAGAAGAAGGACAAGAAGGAGAAGAAGAGCAAGAAGCGCUCGCGUGACGAGGAGGACGCGGACGACGUGGACGCUACCACGCCCGAGAUCUCGGAGGAGAGCGAGGUGGAGACGCCCGCCGCCAAGAAGGCCAAGAACGAGAACGCCACCCACGUGGGCGGCACCGAGAACCCGCCGCUCGAGAGCUUCGACAUCUGCGCCGAGACCGUCAAGAACCUCAAGGCGCGCGGCAUCCACACGCUGUUCCCCAUCCAGGCCAUGACCUUCGACAAGAUCCUGGCCGGCAAGGACCUCAUGGGCCGCGCCCGCACGGGCAUGGGCAAGACGCUGGCCUUCGCGCUGCCCGUGAUCGAGCUGCUGCUCAAGGACAAGCGCCCGCGCUCGCGUGGCCGCGCGCCCCGCGUGGUGUGCAUGGCCCCGACCCGUGAGCUGGCCAAGCAGGUGGCCACCGAGUUCGAGCAGUCGGGCCCGUCGCUCAGCACGGUCUGCAUCUACGGUGGUGCUUCGUACCAGUCGCAGAACAACGCCUUCCGCAGCGGCGUGGACAUCCUGGUGGGCACUACUGGCCGUGUGAUCGACCACAUUGACCGCGGCAACCUCCGUCUGCACAACUGCGAGUUCCUGAUCCUGGACGAGGCCGACACAAUGCUCGAGAUGGGCUUCCGUGAGGACGUGCAGAAGGUCUUCGCGGCCAUGGAGCAGACCAAGAACGAGAGUUCUGGCAAGCGCCAGACGCUGCUGUUCUCGGCCACGAUCCCCAAGUGGGUCACGGACGUCGCUGACAAGUACAUGGCGAAGGACCGCGAGUACGUCAACCUAGUGAAGGACUCGGACGACCAGGCUUCCACGGAUGUGCAGCACAUUGCCAUCCCGUGCCACUGGCAGGGACGCCCCACGCUUCUGGCCAACCUGCUCGGCGUGUACGCCAAGAAGGACUCGCGCACGAUCAUCUUCGCUGAGACCAAGAAGGACUGUAACGAGCUGGCUGUGCACCCCGAGAUCAAGACGGACUGCCAGGUGCUGCACGGUGACAUUGCGCAGGAGCAGCGUGAGACCACCAUGAAGGCCUUCCGUGAGGGCCGUCUGCGUCUGCUGAUCGCCACGGAUGUUGCCGCUCGUGGUCUGGACAUGAACGUCGACCUCGUCAUCAACUCGGAGCCUCCUCGCAAGAUGUCGGGCAUGGCGGAUGUCGACACGUACGUGCACCGUUCCGGGCGUACGGGCCGUGCUGGUAAGAAGGGUAUCUGUAUCACGCUGUACACGAACCGCCAGCGCGACCAGCUUACCCAGAUCGAGCGCAAGAUCGGCAACAAGUUCAUCAUGAAGGGGCCCCCUGACCAGGAGGACCUGAUCAAGGCGUCUGCUGCCAAGGCUCUGACCGAGAUUAACAACGUGGACCCGUCCAUGAUUGAGAUCUUCCAGGAGAAGGCGGCCGAGCUGCUAGGACAGAUGGACCCCGAGAAGUGCCUGGCCGCUGCGCUGGCCUGCAUCACGGGCCACACGAAGCCGCCUCGCCGCACGUCGCUCAUGUCUGGUGUGCCUGACUACGUGACUGUGCUGUUCACGAGCUCCAACUUCAUCCGUGCCAAGGGAUACGUCUGGAACGCUGUGAACCGCGACAUCCCCGAGAACUUCGCGAACGACAUCAAGCAGUUGACCCUCACGGAAGACUCGAUGGGUGCCUGCUUCGACCUGCCUAUCGGUGCUCUGGAGAUUGUGGAGAAGCUCAUUGAGGAGGGCGGCAUGCACUGCCCGUACUCGAUCCCGAAGACGAUUCCCAAGCUGCAGCAAGCUUUGGUGGAGGCCGCGGAGGCCGUGGCUCUGGACGUGGCUUCAGCGGUGGCCGCGGCGGCCGCGGUCGUGGCGGCGGCGGCGGCCGGGAACUUGCCCGUGCUGGCCACCGCUCUGCUGGUGUGCCGCAAGUGGUUGCCCCUCGACAUGGGCUCGCUCGCACACAUCGUGGAUCUUGUCGACAGCUAUUUGAACACCUUCUCAUGCAAUUGGACCGUGCGUCGAGCGUGUCAAUUUGGACUACCGAGACGUGCACUUGAAUACCUGGCAGCUCGUGAUCCGGACUGGGUGGACGGCUACGACAUUGGCGUCCUUACUGCAAGUGGAGGGUUCGUGCAUGUGCUACAGUGGAUCCUGGACUGCUACCCAACGCGCAUCGCCUGGGAUAAUGGCCUCGAGGGCCCCCACCGAUGUACGCUCAUGAACAUCGCCGCCAUAUAUGGCCACCUCCCAGUCAUUCAGUGGCUUCAUGCCAAUCGAAGCGAAGGCUGCAGCACCAACGCAAUGGAUGACGCUGCUGCUAACGGACACCUCGAUGUCGUCAAGGAAGGGUGUACCGAGUACGCCAUCAACGAGGCCGCGCGCAAUGGCCAUUUGGGGGUUCUGGUGUGGUUUCACGCCAAUCGAUGCCAAGGCGUUGUUCAUUUCGAAGAUGUCAUGGAUGCUAUCGCUGCAAGUGGACAUCUCCACGUACUGAAGUGGUUCCAUGACAACACCAGCGAGUCGUACUCUCCAGACGCGAUGAUGCGGGCGGCCGCGGGUGGCCAUCUUGAUGUGGUUCGCUACCUCCACGAGAAUCAGCCCCACGAAAGUUCCAAUCUCAGGGGCGCCGUGUGGAUGGCCGCGAGGCAUGGACACCUGGGAAUCGCGGAAUGGCUCUACCGAAACCGCAGUGGAGGUCGUGUUGGACUCGCGCUGCGCGAUACCGCCGAGUCCCUGGAGCAAAAGGUCAAGCGCCAGCGGCUCGAGUAG
This is a messenger RNA of Phytophthora sojae, 2889 nucleotides long. RefSeq lists its product as hypothetical. The coding region runs from base 1 to 2889 and encodes 962 amino acids. NCBI's taxonomy places the organism in Eukaryota, Oomycota, Peronosporomycetes, Peronosporales, Peronosporaceae. The record is from RefSeq and is a predicted model, not a curated record. Gene Ontology annotation, molecular function: RNA binding; RNA helicase activity; ATP binding. The transcript is spliced from 4 exons.